This is a messenger RNA of Cucumis melo (muskmelon), 1611 nucleotides long. RefSeq names its product altered inheritance rate of mitochondria protein 25. Bases 221 to 1321 code for a protein of 366 amino acids. The transcript has 11 exons. The record is from RefSeq and is a predicted model, not a curated record. NCBI's taxonomy places the organism in Eukaryota, Viridiplantae, Streptophyta, Magnoliopsida, Cucurbitales, Cucurbitaceae. Gene Ontology annotation, cellular component: plasma membrane. Gene Ontology annotation, molecular function: phospholipid scramblase activity. Gene Ontology annotation, biological process: plasma membrane phospholipid scrambling.
UUUCCAUUUGUAAUUCUCGUGACAAAGUUUCUUCGAUCUUUCUAUUCUCCCAAGUUCUCCCUCUCUGGUCCCUCCGUCAAAAUCAAGCUCGGUUUUCAGCUCAUCUUCAAAUUAUACAAACUUUCAAGCAUUCUAAUGCAUACAGCAAAUUUGAUUUCUCUUUUUCACAAUACAAUUCAAGUUUGAUUCUGCUCUAGAUUUUGUGUAUGCAAUCGUGUAGAUGAACUGGACUAGGAGUUUGCGUUUUUGGUCAAAUACUGUUCGCAAAUGCAUCGUAGAAGAUUGUUGCGGUAGAACCUCGCUUUGGCCAGUGCACAGGAUUGCGCCUGGGUAUCGUCAUUUCGGAAGAAGGAUUCAGAAUGAUGAUAGUCCGCUCAUAGAUAGGAGCUUCCUGGCGAAGCUAUGGGAAGCAGAUAGGAAGCUGGAAGGUAGUAGAGAGAAACGGAAACGACACCGGAUUGGUAAUUAUGAUCGAAAUGGAAAUCAGAAUCGGAUUGGUGGUUAUGAUCGCAGGGCGUUUGGGAAAUCGACAUUGGAUGCUACUUUUGCAGAAGGGAAACCGUGGAAGCAACCACCUCCAAGUCAAUCGGUCUCUGGUUUUCUAGAGCCACAUUCUCCCGAAGAGGUCCAAGUUGCACCUCUUCUUGCUAGAUCUAAUUUGCUCAUUACCAGGGAUAUAGAGUGGGCAAAUCUGGUUUUUGGGUUUGAGCAGGAAAAUCGUUAUGCUAUAGUUGACGUCUGCUAUCCCCAGUCACCAGUUGGGUUUAUUCGGGAGCAAAGUAGCAUCAUUGCUAGACAGUUGCUUCGUCUAAGGCGCCCUUUUGUGGCAUAUAUUACGGAUGCAAUGGGUAAUGAACUUUUCAGGGUUCGGCGGCCCUUUUGGUGGCUAACCAGUUCUAUAUAUGCUGAAGUUGAUGGUAAGGAAAUUGGUGUGGUUCAUAGACGGUGGCAUCUUUGGAGGAGGGUGUAUGAUCUGUACCUUGGGAACAAGCAGUUCGCAGUUGUUGAAAAUCCUGGAUUUUGGAAUUGGACCUUUACAUUAAAGGACAUUGAUGGAAAAGUGCUUGCUGAGGUGGAUCGUGAUUGGAGAGGUUUUGGCUUUGAGAUCUUUACUGAUGCGGGUCAGUAUGUCAUUCGUUUUGGAGCUUCUGAUCCGGUCUCAAGGACUGGCCCUGCUAGAGGAGUUCAAGAGCUGGAAGUCGCCCGACAACUUACUCUUUCAGAGAGAGCCGUAGCCGUUGCUCUUGCUAUUUCACUUGAUAAUGACUAUUUCUCAAGACAUGGUGGCUGGGGACUUCCUUUCAUUGCCGUUGGUGAGUAGACUUGGUUUGCUGGACUUACUUCUGGAUAUCCGGAGUUUCUUAGGUGUUUUCGUACACCAUAUCUUAUUAUCUUGUGCUUUUCGUAUUGAUAGAGGUUUUUUUUCCUCCUACUUCAACGGUCCAUAGGGCAUGAAAUUUAAACCCUGACCAAGCAGCAUGUAGGGUAUGAAAUUUAAACCCUAACCUCUUGGUUGAAGAUGUACUCUAAAUUGAGCUAUGCUCAUCUUACGUGUUUGAUACAAGUUCUAUCGAUAUUAAAUUAUUAAUGAAAUCCAAAUUGCAGUAAAAA